Paramuricea clavata is the source of this 154-nucleotide messenger RNA. Lineage: Eukaryota; Metazoa; Cnidaria; Anthozoa; Malacalcyonacea; Plexauridae. The record is from the annotation of a GenBank genome assembly.
AUGUCCAUGCCCACCAACAAGGCUCCAGGCAUUAUUAAGGACUGCUUACCAGUCAUCCUCGGACCAUUAACAGAUAUUAUUAAUGCUUCACUGACGUCUUCUGAGUUCCCACAAUCUUGGAAGGAGGCAGAAGUUAUUCCACUAAUAAAGGAGG